CCCACACACACACACACCCCACCUCACCGCAGAGACGAUAACUGUAUAGGCGAUGGCCGCAGCUUGGUCCUUCCACUCCGUCGCCCGAGCUCCGCCGCCGCUGCGGGGCUUCCACGGGAGAAAGGUGCACUGCUGCAGCGCCGCUCCUCCCGGCGCCGCCUCCACCACAUCCUCCUACUCCAAGUUCGUGUUAGAGGUGAAAGAGAGGCUGGAGAGGGAGCAUCCGGGCCUCCCGACGGGCAGGAACGGGAGGGACGAUGAGGAGAUGAUCCUCUGGUUCUUGAAGGACCGGAAAUUCUCCGUCGACGCAUCGGUUUCCAAACUGACCAAGGCCAUUAAAUGGCGACAAGAUUUUCAUGUAUCAGAGUUAUCAGAAGAAUCAGUGAAAGGGUUGUAUCAAACUGGCAAGGCAUAUGUGCAUGAUUUUUUUGAUAUAUAUGGCAGACCGGUGCUAAUAGUUGUGGCAUCCAAGCAUUUCCCUUCUAAACAAGACCCAGUUGAAAAUGAGAAGUUAUGUGCAUUUUUGGUUGAGAAAGCAUUGAGUAGACUUCCCUUGGGAACAGAGAAUAUACUUGGCAUUUUUGAUCUUCGAGGAUUUCAGGUGGAAAAUGGUGAUCUCCAGUUUUUGAAGUUUUUGAUUGAUGUGUUCUACUAUUACUACCCAAAGCGGCUUGGGCAAGUUCUUUUUGUUGAUGCACCAUUCGUGUUUCAGCCGAUGUGGCAGCUUGUUAAACCUUUGUUGAAACAAUAUGCAUCCCUGGUGAGAUUUUGUGAUGCCGAGACAGUGAGAAAAGAAUACUUCACAGAAAAUACUGUACCCCCUGAUUUCCGCAAUUAGGUGUCGUGAACUCUUUAUCAUCUUUGUCAGUACUGGGUUGUUGCUCUGAAGAGACUGUUGCAGAUUCCAGUGACAGGAGUACCAAACCAUUGAGACGGAGUUAACCUGUAUUGACAAGAUUUUUGGACUUCAAUCUUUACACUCAGGAUCAUAUUGAAAUCAUUAGCUAGUCGCACAAGAAUUCCCUGGAUGGACUACGAAAUUCUCCAAAAAGGCCUUAAAGAAUGUAUCCCCAGCAUCCUUUGCUGUUUUUUUUUUGGCAUUUAAACUGUAAAUCUGUAAUCGUACCAUCAUCAGUUGAGUAAGCAGUAACCAUUUUGUUUUAGAUCCAAACAAAAACAAAGGAAAAUCACACAAACUUAUCCUAAAGAUAUUCCGUGUCCAUUCUAUUCACAAGG
Messenger RNA from Oryza brachyantha (malo sina), 1236 nucleotides. RefSeq names its product motile sperm domain-containing protein 2. The record is from RefSeq and is a predicted model, not a curated record. Lineage: Eukaryota; Viridiplantae; Streptophyta; Magnoliopsida; Poales; Poaceae. Bases 53 to 838 code for a protein of 261 amino acids. The transcript is spliced from 7 exons.